GAUAAACAGUUUUUGAAUAUCUUGCAGUUCAUGGGUCAGUCUAUUCAUGUUUUUGAUACUUCUGGUUGCUUAAUUUACUGGAAUCGCAUGGCAGAGCUCCUUUUUGGGUACCCCGCAUCAGAAGCUCUUGGACAGGAUGUCUGUAAGCUACUCGUACAUUCUCAAGACGCUGAUGAAGCAAAUGAAAUAGUUGAAAGAAUUAUCGCGGGAGAAGAUUGGACAGGACAGUUCCCAGUAAGGAAUAAAGCAGGGAAAGCUUUUUGUAUCAUUGCGACCAGUACCGCAUUAUAUGAUGAUAAUGGUAGUUUGGUCGGGAUUAUUAGUAUAACAGGUGAUGCAGAUCUCUUUAGAGAUGUUUUCGUUCCAACUUCUGGAAGAAUUUUUUCUAAGGAUUGUUCAAGCACUAGAUGGCUUAGAAGUUGCAUACCAACAAGUAAACCUGAUGUUGAUUCUCAACAGCCUCUGCAACAUAUGGUUGCCACGAAGAUAUCGAAUCUGGCAUCUAGAGUGACUAACAAAGUUCGGUCGAAAAUGAGAACUAAUGAAAGCACUUUGGGGCGGGAAAUCCAGUCUGGAGAUGGACAUUAUUUUGUUCUUACGGAGGAUCCAACUUCAAGUAGAACUAGCACGCCUAGGGGAGGCAUACUCCCGUUUCUCUUUGGUGUUCCUAUCAAACAUACCCUAGAGAAAAGAUCCCUGGAACGACCUGUCAGCGAUUCUGGUGAUGAUGUGGAGAUAGGGGCGUACAAGAGAAUAACCUCCAAGGCAGAGGCUUGGAUUAGCAAAAAGGGGAUAUCAUGGCCAUGGAAAGUGAGUGAGCAGGAUGUGUUGGUAGCGCGGACUACCCAUGACGUCGUUCCACUCCUGAAUCACGAUGGUGAAAAUUACUUUGAUGAACAGAAGAAUUCUGAUAUUAAUGAAAGCCCGGGGUUCCAGGUUGUUGGUAAUAACCAGUUAGAAUGGGAAGCACGGGGUUCUUUGCCUUCUUCUGAUGUCGAACGCACAAGCAGUGUUUGCACAAGUGUUAGUAAAGGAAGCAGUGGUAUUCAGGAAGAUUACAGGGAAACAUGUUCGUUGGAUUAUGAUAUCUCGUGGGCAGACUUGACAAUUGGGGAAAAAAUCGGGCAAGGUUCAUGUGGAACUGUAUAUCGUGGUCUAUGGUGUGGUUCGGAUGUUGCACUAAAGCUGUUCUCCAAACUUGAUUACUCAGAUGACUUGCUGCAUUCCUUCAGACAAGAGGUCUUACUUAUAAAGAGGCUCAGACAUCCAAAUGUACUACUAUUUAUGGGGGCAGUAGCAUCACCUGAGCAUCUCUGCAUUGUUACAGAAUUCCUGCCGCGUGGAAGUUUGUAUCAGUUGCUUCAACGGGGAUCUCAGAAAUUGGAUUGGAGGCGACGAGUUCUCAUGGCUUUGGACAUUGCUCGGGGUAUGAAUUAUCUCCAUCUUUGCAACCCACCUAUCGUCCAUCGUGACUUGAAGUCAUCAAAUCUGUUGGUUGAUAAGAACUGGACUGUGAAGGUUGGUGACUUUGGACUUUCAAAAUUCAAGCAUCAGACGUUUCUGUCAACAUUGACCGGAAGAGGAACGCGGCAGUGGAUGUCUCCAGAGGUUCUCCGUAAUGAUCGGUCAGAUGAGAAGUAA
Molecule: messenger RNA, 1641 nt
Organism: Papaver somniferum (opium poppy)
Lineage: Eukaryota; Viridiplantae; Streptophyta; Magnoliopsida; Ranunculales; Papaveraceae
Product: protein kinase byr2-like
Exons: 10
Coding region: 31-1641 (536 amino acids)
Biological process (GO): regulation of DNA-templated transcription; protein phosphorylation
Molecular function (GO): ATP binding; protein kinase activity
Source: RefSeq, a predicted model, not a curated record